CAAGUUGAAUGGCAACGUCGACGCUGUUGGUCGUUGGAGCUGUGCAGGUUUUAGAGGCGAUAAAUGGAUAAAACCUGGAUUAAAUCAGCUGUAAAGUGAGUUUAAAAACAAACCAUGAUCCGCAGGUCCAGGAUCAGCGUCCGGCCGAACGUAAAGCCGUCAGUCCGAGUGCCGGCGGUCUCUCGAGAUGCGUCCCAGGAUAAUCCCCCAGCAGCCCCUGCUGACCCCCCCAGCGAAGCAGGGGUGAAGAUCGGGGUGGAGGAGGUCCAGCCGGCACCUUCUGCUCCAGCAGUGGAGUCUUAUAAUAACCACGACCCCCAGAGCGACAGCGUGCAGCCCCAGCCCGAUAUCACCCCUCCUGCAGGGGAUGAUGCAGCCCAGAGCACUACUGCCGGCUCUGUACCUGCGAGCGGCCCUCAGAGAAGAAAACGCUUCACUGUUUUACCAAACCUCGCCAGACCCCGAACUUCCCCCGCCCCCGCUCCCACCCGCACCUCCUCCAGGACCCCCAGGUCUCCUGUUAAAGCUCCAGUAAUAAACCCAGAGCCUGCAGAGCCUGCAGCUCCAGACCCACCACCACAGGACAAGACCACAUCAGACAGUCGAGGGAAGAGGAGGCCGUCUGGAGGUGGAAGGCAGCCUAAAGCUCAGCCCAAACCUGAACCUCCAAUUCAGAUCAGUUCAGAACCAUCAAGAGAGCCUCCAGAGAAAGACCUUGGAGCUGUGGAGAAGAAUGAACCAUCAGCAACCAAUCAGAAUGCAGGAUUUUCCUACCCUGAAGAAAAAAUCCAAUCAGAACUUGCCGCCACCUCUGAAAUCCCAGCCCAGGCUCAUGAAGUCCAGCUUAUUUCAUUAGAGAAAGAGACUCCAGUAGAGGAACAGGGUGAUUGUGUUUCUCCAGAGAACGAUCAGUCCAGUCUCCAAACAGGGGGAACACAAUCCCAGUCCAUAGCGCACGUCCCACUGGCUCUGAGGACCUUCAACGACCCGAUGGACCGGGCCAGGCUCGCGAAAGCCAGGAAACUCAGAGAGCUUCUGAGAAAAGAGAUGAAUAAAGACAAGCAAAAAGAGAAGCACCCAAGGCCGAAGAUGUGGGUGAAAACGUGCAAAACAGCGAAAGAUCACACUAAGAUGACCAUGAGAGAGCUGAUCUACUACCUGCCCUCAACCAACCCAAUGAAAUCAUAUGCGGAGGAUGAGCAGAAAGUGACAGAGACAGUGUUGCCUUCUUCUCCAAAACCAGCUCCUCCAGCUCCUCCUGCUGUGCCUGUGGCAACUGUGGAGGAUGGAGGUGAGGAAGAGGAGGAAACAGCAUGCAGUGCAACCGGAGAGGAAGAGCCGUUACUGGCCCCCAGAGUGAAGGUGGCAGAGGAUGGAUCUCUUAUCAUAGACGAGGAGAGUUUAACCGUGGAGGUGCUCAGAGUUAAAGGCCCGAAUCCAGCUGAAGAUAGGGACCCCAUAUUUGAGCGUGGAUCCACCACAACCUACUCCAGCUUCAGAAAGGGCACCUACACCAAACCCUGGUCCAACAAAGAAACAGACAUGUUUUUCUUGGCUAUCAGUAUGGUGGGGACAGACUUCUCCAUGAUUGGCCAGCUGUUCCCUCAUCGUGCUCGUAUAGAGAUUAAGAACAAGUUUAAAAAGGAAGAAAGAGCAAACUCCUGGAGAAUAGACAAGGCAUUCAAGGAGAGGCGGCGCUUGGAUCUUGAGUUCUUUAACAAUCUGCUGGAGAAGAUCCUCCAAGACGAGGAAAAGAAGCGCAAGAAAAAGAAAGAUGGAGCCAAACUGCCCAAAGCCUCCGGCUCAACACAGAGGAAAUCGGCAGUGAGGAGGAAGAGGGGCCAGUCUUCUGCAGGAUCAGAGGAGGAGGAAAGCUCGGGCAGUGAUGUGAUGGAGGGAGAGAAGGAGAACGAGGGCGUCUCUAAUGAUGGAGGGAGCAGCACCACUCCCACCAUCUCCCCCAAGAGGAAGAAGGCGAAGAAGAAGAAGCAGAUGAACAAAGCAGCAGGCAUGGCUAUUGCAGAAGAUGCUGAGAACCUUAUAGCUGAAGGACCGUCCCCUGUUGACAGGUUGCAGGAUCCGGAUUUGGAAGUGGAGAACUGUGCAGGUUCUGAUAUUAAACCCGCUCAGCUGAAAGGCCGAGUCCGGAGACCAGCACCUAACCUGUUGCGGAGGUGGAGGAACCCGUCUGUCCAAAAGAAAGAUCAGGACACUUCAGCUGAAGAGGAGAGUGGGAAGACAAAAUUACCUAAGAAAAGCACUUCUGAUGUCGGUUCUGGUGGAUUAGAGGAUUCAGAAGAAGAGGAGGAGCCUGAUCUCACUGCUGUUCAGGAGCACAUUCUAAACAAACCAACCAGGUCAGGGAGAAUUCCUAAGCUCUCCCAGCAUGUGAUGCGAGCGGUGGCAGAUGAAGAUGAGGAAGAGGUGGAGCAGCAGUCGUCCUCCGCUCCUCCACCCGAGACUCGAGGUCCAAAUGUCUCCUCCCGCAGGACCCGGAAAAAGCCUGGCCCCAGCCUCAAACAGGGCAUGCCCAGGAGAGGCAAAUCCAGACUGGUGACGUUACGGGCCUCUGCCGCUGAGGAGGAGGAGGAUGAUGAAGAGGAUUAUGACACAACUCAGGAUGAAGAGCAGUAUCUCUCAGAUGCAGAGGAAGAGGAGAACCAGGCGUUUGUACCGAUGGGUCUCCGUACUCAUCCUCAGGUCCACACAGAAGUGGAGGAGACUGUGGAAGAGCUGGACAUGUGUGUGAAUGUUCCUGAUGUCCUGGGCAUAUCCCAGAAUGCUGUGUGUCCUGAGUCUUCCUGUGCGAGAUCACUGGGCCCUGGGGGCACUGUGCCCUGUGAGCAUCAGCUAGACCUGCUUGUUGAUGUGAUCGAGUUCCUGGCUCCAGAACCCAUGGAAGUGUCAGAAGAGAGUUCUACUGAGGCAGCCAGGACUCUCCUGACCAUUGGACAUUGUGCUCAUCUGAUUCCUGCGGUAGAAACGUCCGGUGAAGAUGAUGACGACGAUGAUGAUGAUGAUGAUAAUCUCAUCAUUAUUGAAGACCCGUCGAUGUUUCCCCAACAUGAAGUCCAGCAGGAAGUCAUCUUAGAAACGACAGAACAUAUACUGGAGACUGGAGAAGAAGAAAACGUCCAAGUAGUGACCUCGGAUCUGUCUGUCGGCGUCAUCGCAGAGUGUAAGGAUGAUCCUGAAUCAGCCAGUAUUGUCGUUAAAGAUGAUCCUAACCAAGAUGCUUUUAGAGCUGGUGUUACUGAAGCUUCUGAGGCAGACUGUGCUGCUGUGGAGGAAUCAGUCUGUUCACAGGGAGCUGAAUCAAACACCAAAACCUCAGAGCAGACUGCGCCACAGACACGGAGGAACCGCCUACCCAGACCCAAGCCCAACCUGGGGCGAGCCUCCAGACCUUUAAAAGAACAGCUGAAGCAGAGGCAGAGGCAGGACUCACCUGAAACUGACGCUUCAGAUGCAUCAGUAAAGACCACCACUACUACAGAAGACCAGCUGGAUGAGUCUAAACCAUCGAUAGAAGCCUCAGCAGAGUCUCAGAAAGCUCUGGAUGACUCUCCUGCAGUGUUUAUGAAAACAGAAGCAAAGAAUCCUCAGUUAUCACUUGAGAAGAAACAUAAAGAUGAAGGUUCUGAAGUAAAAGUGUGUGAGGAAGAAGAGAACGAGGAGAAAAGACAGCAGAGGCUUCAACUGCAGCAGCCUAACAGCAGUGAAUCAGCUUCUGCAGUUAUUGAAAGCUCUGUUCAGCCCUCUCAGCCCAGCAGAAGGUGCCGUGGACCCAAACCUAAACCUAACCUGGUCCGGAGCUCCAGAAUCAUACACCCUCACACCCAGAAGACACCAGCUCAGCCUACUACGACAUUUCCAACUGAAGAGUCAGCUACUGUGAAUUCGUCCACAGCCACCAUCUCAGACCCUCAGAAAUCAGAGGAGGCCAACAUCUCCCAACAUCAAAUACAGAAAAUGGAAGUCUGCAGUAACAUUGGUCCGGAGGAAUAUUCUGGACCUGUUUCCAAGCAGGACUCUUUAGAAACAUCUGAGAGGAAGAAGACAGCACACAUUACUGAUGAUGAUGAUGAUGAUGAUGAUGAUGAUGUUCAGAUUGUGUCUGUGGAAGCUUUUGCACCCAUGGCUGAGGUCUUUUCUGAAGAAUCCGUCUUUAUUCUGUCUCUCACUGAGGUCCCGCCCACUGCUGCAGAGAAGCAGGAUCUGACCCAAUCAGAAUCUCUCUCUGAAACUUUGAGAGCUGCUGAUUGUAUUGCUGGAGAUCCGGCCUCUUGCCCGGGUCCCUCCAACAUGUUUGCACCCAUUUCAGAGGAUGAAGAGGAGGAGGAGGAGGAGGAGGAGGAAGAGAAAGAGAUGGAUGUGGAAAAUGAAAAUAAAGGAAUUGAAGAUGGAGGUUUGAGGCAGAUCAACAAAAGAGAAUAUUCUCUUUUAAAUCAGAAGAACCCUGUUGAGGAGAGUCCUGCUGAGCAGCAUGGGGAUCAGUCAUUAGGCUGUAAGGAUGCUGUAAGUGAGGAGGUGACUCAUCCUGCUAAAAGACCGAAACUUCCAGAAAGAGGCAGGAGAGCUAAACUACAAAUCAAACCAAACCCAGUUCAGAGGAAAGGCCUCCGCAACCAACCUGCAACAAUAGGAGAUUUACCAGUACCUGCAUCAGAGGAGGCCAGUUCAGCACCGGCUUCAUCACAGCGGACCUCGUCCAGAUCUGAAGACCCUGUGCUGUUAUCCACUUCCAUAAAGGACAGUUCCUCCAGUUCCUCCACAUCACACUCACCAAUCGAACGGACUAAAGCUUCCAACACUGCACCCACAGACUCAGCACUCCCCCCUGACCCGUCUCUGUUCACCCCAGAUCUCAUUUCUCUACCUUCAGCUCAGUCUGCCAGUGUAGAGGCUCCUCCCACCACCACUGUACCUCACGCUGAACCUCACACCUCCUCUAAAGACUCUGUGAAACAGGAGAACCUUUCAGAGACUCCUGUUGGAGCUGAGCACUCAGAACCCAGUGGAUCAGGAGUGGAUCCACAGCCAGUCCACCAGAUCACACCACUGGCUUCAACUGGGCCGCUUACGAGGCCUGGUAGGAGACCCAGAGGCUUCUUGUCCUUCAUGUCCAGCACAAGCACACAGGGUCCUUCAUCGGCUUCCAGGGGGUCCGCAGCAGGCCCUCAGAAACCGGCCAUAAACACGUCUCGUUCUGAGAGAAGACGGGCGGCUCCAGGUCCUCUUACCUCCACCUCCAGAUCAGCUUCUACUUCCCAGAAAUCCUCCAGACUUAAUCCUUCACCUACGGUCACACCCGCCCCAGAUCCAGAGGUAAACGCAGAGCCCGAAACACACAAACCCGACACAAAAAACCCGAGCACAGAGGAGGAGGAGGAGCCCACCAGCGUUUCUGCAUAUUUCUUCAGCGACAUCUUUACCAUGGUGGACGAGCAGGAGGAGAUGGAGUGAAGGAGAGAGACUGAAGUUAAGGAAAAUAAAGAAAAGGAAACUGAAGUAUUAAACAAAUGAGAUUUAAAGUAUUUUAACCAAGACUGAUUAAAAUAGGCAGCAGAAGGCAGGCAGUAUUUCACCAGCACUCCUUAAAAAUGUACUGAGCCAGAUUAUUAAUUAAUAUACAGCUCUGGAAAAAAAAAUUAAGAGAACACUUCAGUUUCUGAAUCAGUUUCUCUGAUUUUGCUAUUUAUAGGUUUAUGAUUGAGUAAAAUUAACAUUGUUGUUUUAUUAUAAACUUCAAACAACAUUUUUCACAAAUUCCAAAUAAAAUUUGGUCAUCAUGUUCUCCUCCACCAGUCUUACACACUGCUUUUGGAUAACUUUAUGCUGCUUUACUCCUGGUGCAAAAAUUCAAGCAAUUCAGUUUGGUGGUUUGAUGGCUUGGAAUCAUCCAUCUUCCUCUUGAUUAUAUUUUUGAUUAUAGAGGUUUUACUCAUCAUUUUUAAGUGGUUUCCUAUUUUGUUCCAGAGCUGUAUGUGUCUAUUAGCAGUAUUUCUCAAUCCUGAUCCUCUGAUUUCAAUUGGCCUGCACUUUUUAGUGUAUUUCUUAGUGUAUAUUGAAUUGUAUUGGGUGUUUUAAUAAAGGAAAAACACUAAAAUGUGCAGGGCAGUGGGGCAGGGUUGAAAAACACUGAUAAAUGUACAGGUUUUAUCCUGUUAUUUGAUUCUCUAUGAGUUUUUAUAUUAUAUAUUUCAUUGCUGCCUGCCUGUAUUGACAGUACAGAUUAUGCAGAUUACAUUUCAGUGUUGGAAAGUUGAGUCAUUGUCAAGUUUUGUGCAAGUUGUUUACAAACCGGUGUAAUAAUUACAUUUCCAAAUAUGUAAAUAUGUUAAUAAAAUUUUAUGACUACCUAAACAUUGAAAAAA
Molecule: messenger RNA, 6377 nt
Organism: Astyanax mexicanus (Mexican tetra)
Lineage: Eukaryota; Metazoa; Chordata; Actinopteri; Characiformes; Acestrorhamphidae
Exons: 29
Coding region: 115-5466 (1783 amino acids)
Biological process (GO): RNA polymerase III preinitiation complex assembly
Cellular component (GO): transcription factor TFIIIB complex
Molecular function (GO): TFIIIC-class transcription factor complex binding
Source: RefSeq, a predicted model, not a curated record